AUGUGGGACACUUCCCAAACCGAAGCAGCACGGAGAUGCCGGCACUUUCUGCACGUGGCUGUGACCGUCGUCCUGUCCAUGCUCGCCGUUUCGGCAGGACUUCUCCGCUUCAUCAGCUUAGUGCCCCAGGAGGCCGAGCCCUGGCGCGAUCUCACCACCAGUGCCAUCUUCACAACAGACAUUGUUGCUGGCCUGGCCACUCCAACGUGCCUGAGCUUCCUGGGAGGCGUGAUGCCUGGCACUUUUGCACGGAGAAUGGACUACCUGCGGGAUUCCCUCCAAUAUCUGGGCGUGCUGCUAAAAACCAACAAGCUCAUGGACGAGUGGCGAAGCAUUGUUGGCAAAGACCUGAUGUGGCUCACGGUCGCAUGGUUUUCGAUCUGUGCGUUGAGGGUUGCAUCAACGUUGCUGCUGCACGACCUCACUCCAGCGUCAGUGGCUUGCAUGCUCGGCUUCGUGGUCUUCGCGUCCGUACUCACGGCUGUAGGCUUCGUGCUCAUAGCCGCCUGGCGCGGGUUGGGCCUGCGAGUCCAGCGGUUCACCGACCCUUUCAGAGAACAGGACGUGAACCUUGCAGCCGUGCAAGGCGAGUGGAGAGAGCUGGGCGCCUGCAUGCGCUCAAUGUCGCACGCUUUGCAAGCAUGCAUCGUGGUGCUGGCACUGACGGUGGGCACAGGAAUGAUCUCAGUGGCGUUUGAUGUGCUUAGAGAGGGCUUCGCCUUGACAAUGCUCCCGGCGGUGCUCCUGUUUGCUUUGAUGACCGCAACUUUGCUCCCCGCAGCACUCGCCAGCUCGGCGUGUGCUCGCUUUCCUUCCUUCGUGGCGAUCUACGACCCUGGCCCGGAGAUGGCAGAGAACUUCAUCCGCUUCGCAGACUUUAUCGCCAUGACCGAUUGCGGGUGCUUCCUUUGGGAGACAAAGCUCACAGCAGGGCUUCUCCAACGCGCGAUGUCCAUCACCAUAGCUCUGGCUGCGGCCAUCUACCGCAGCGGGAUCCUGGUAAACUAG
Molecule: messenger RNA, 1008 nt
Organism: Symbiodinium natans
Lineage: Eukaryota; Dinophyceae; Suessiales; Symbiodiniaceae
Source: the annotation of a GenBank genome assembly